Molecule: messenger RNA, 1153 nt
Organism: Leptinotarsa decemlineata (Colorado potato beetle)
Lineage: Eukaryota; Metazoa; Arthropoda; Insecta; Coleoptera; Chrysomelidae
Product: lipase 3
Biological process (GO): lipid metabolic process
Molecular function (GO): hydrolase activity, acting on ester bonds
Source: RefSeq, a predicted model, not a curated record
AUGUUAUUCAAAUCAGUCAUAUUGGUUUUGGGCAUUUUACUCAGUUCGCAAGCAGAAGAAUACAGUGAUUGCAGUGUCUUUGCCAAGUACCUUGCCAGUGAAAAAUAUUGUGCUUAUAAUCCCGAUACAUAUUUAGAUGUGUUUUUCGUAUAUUUCCAUUUUGUUUUAGGUUUUCUGCUUGCCGAUAAGGGUUAUGAUGUCUGGUUGGGGAAUGCAAGAGGUAAUGUUUAUUCGAAAGGACACAUUUCGAUUCCUGUAACAGAUUCAAAUUUCUGGAAUUUCAGUUUCAACGAAAUGGGUACUAAAGAUUUACCAGCUGCUAUGUAUUAUAUUAGCAAUUCGACAAACAAACCUGGAGAAAUCAUCUACGUGGGUCACUCAAUGGGCACCACAAUGUUCUUCGUAUUUGCUUCACUAAAACAGCAGGCAGCAAAAAAUGUGAAAAUCAUGGUUGGGUUGGCACCAGUAGCUUAUGUUUCUCGCAUGAAAUCUCCCAUCAGAUAUUUGGCACCUUUUUCAAAUGAUUUUGAGUGGUUGACGAAAUAUUUGGGGAUUGAUCAGUUUUUACCUAAUAACAAAAUACUCAAACUGCUGUCUUUCCAAUGCGAAAUAUUUAAAAUCGACAAAAGUAUUUGUGAAAACAUUAUAUUUGCUAUUUGCGGAUUCGACAAAGAUGGAUUCAACCAGGACAUUCUUCCCGUAGUGUUGAACAAGGAUCCUGCAGGCACAUCCACCAAAACAGUGAUACACUACGCCCAAGAAAUUAAAAACAAUGGUAAUUUUCAACAAUUUGACUAUGGAGAGGAAGGUAAUAUCAUUCAAUAUGGAUCCAAAAAUCCUCCGACCUAUAAUAUUACUAGUAUACGAAGACCGAUCUAUUUGAUGUACUCAAUGAAUGACUGGCUUGCUGAUGAAGUAGAUGUCCUUCGAUUGGCAAGUAAAAUCAAGAACUUGGUCGGGGCAUACAAAAUCAAAAGGAAUUCCUUUAACCACGUUGACUUUGUAUUUGGAAAAUAUGCUGAAGAACUGGUAUAUAUUCCUAUGCUCAAAGUCAUCCAAAAUUACACCGAAUUUUAAUAGUAAGGAGUUUCAAUACAAGUGAUUAUUAGUUUAUGCUAGGUAGAGAAAUAAAGUUGUUAUUUCUGAAAUGAAA